This is a messenger RNA of Chara braunii, 5848 nucleotides long. The record is from the annotation of a GenBank genome assembly. NCBI's taxonomy places the organism in Eukaryota, Viridiplantae, Streptophyta, Charophyceae, Charales, Characeae.
CUGUACCAUCUACAACAGUGGUCACUACAGUCCCACUGUCCAGCCAGGCUCAGGUUAGUAUGCAACAGCCUGUUUCAGUGGCUAUGCAGCCGCUGCAGCAAGCACCUGGGCCCAUGCAGCCUAUGCAGUGGAUGCCCAAGAUAGCUUUGAUGAGUCCCAAGCCCUUCUCUGGCGAUAAGAAGAAGGAGGAAGACUUGGACACUUGGGUGAGAACUGUGCCUACUUAUGUGAGGCAUAAGCUCACAAGGCCAGAGCAAGAAGUUGUAGUGGCUGCCUCCUUUUUAGAGGGGUCAGCAGCCCGCUGGUUAAAUGGCUUAGUGCAGCAACAGGGCUACGGUCAAAACUUCGAUGCCUGGUCACAAUCUCAGACAUUGGAAGAGUUCAUACGGUCCGUAUACAACAGGUGGCAUGACCCACAAGGGGCCCAGAAGGCCACUGACGCUAUCAACAGUCUUAGUUCCCGAAGGUUCAAGAAUGUUAGAGAGCUGACGGACGUCGUAGAACGAUUAAUCGUGGUACCUGGUGUGCGUUUUGACCAGCAGGUUCUCCUAACGGAUUACCUAAGGUGCCUACCGUCAGAGGACUUGCUGCGGCAAGAAGGUCACCACGAAGGUAGCCUCACCAACGGUGGUGGGUCUAUCUUCAAACCCUGGGAGUGCUUCUGCGAGCAGCUCACAGGGAAACACCUCAGGUCAGUAGGAGUGUUAGCCGCUCUUACUCGCGCUGAAGUGGUAACGUUGCCUUCCCCACUUCAGGCGUUGGCCAAGGCUAGUGACCCACCUAUCGCCCCGCAGACACAUUCAAACCCACCGACGCUCUGUUCGAGAGAUGUGUCUGAGGCCCUAGAACAGUUAGAGACUGAGUGGUCAAGGAAGGACCCCAGAGACUCUUGGGCGAUGAUCAGUAAAGGUCCAAAGGGUGAACAUUUCGUGGUAGAAGUAGAUGUAGGUGGCCGCAAGGUUGGCGCCUUCGCAGACAUAGGCUCUACACGAAACUUCAUCAGUUGUGCUUGUGUGGAUAGACUGCACUUAGGGGACCAAGUGCAGCGGCUUAGCAAGACUGUAGCUUCUACGCUAGCCAACAAGCACCAAAUGGUAGUAAAAGACUAUGUCAAGGACGUAGCCUGUUCCUUCUCCUAUGGAGGAGGGGAAGUGAUCCACAAGAUCUCCUUCUUGGUUAGCGACGAACUGCCAUUCGACAUGCUGCUGGGCAUGUACUACCUCGAAGACUCGCAACCACAGUUUGAUUGGGAUAGAAAGGUGUUAAUACACAAGUUGCCAAAUGGUAGGACCGUUAGGCUGCAGAAGUACAAAGCUAGCAGUCUAGUGGAGAACUACGGCUGCAUGUGCGCUUCGUCUUUCUAUUACUACAAGCAGAAUCGCGAGGAGGGCAUGUACCUAGUGUUUGUCUAUGAAAAAGGGGAGGCUGUUAAAUCACCCCCAGAGAUAGAACAAGUCGUCGCUCAAUAUUCAAACCUUUUUGAGGAGCCCACAGGCGUGGUAGAAAGGGAGGUUGUCCAUGCAAUAGAGCACGCGAUGAACCGGAUCUUUCAUGACUACUUGGACAAGUUUAUCGUCGUGUACCUCGACGAUAUUCUCAUCUUUAAUAGGAUUGUAGAGGAGCACGUUGAGCACUUGAAAACAGUGCUAGGUCUCCUUAGACAGCACCAGUACAAAGUGAACUUGGAUAAAUGCGAGUUUGGUCGCACCAAGGUUCUGUACUUGGGUCAUGAAAUUUCAGCAGAUGGAUUGAGGUCGGAAGCUCCAAAGGUGGCCAGCAUACGUGACUGGCCCAGACCUCAGACGGUUACUGAGGUCAGAUCGUUUUUGGGGAUGACAGGCUAUUAUCGUCCGUUUGUGAAGAACUAUAGUACUAUAGCUUCCCCAUUAACGGAUCUAACUCGACUUGACACCCCUUUGGAGUGGACUGCAGAGUGUGAAGCCAGCUUCAAGAAAUUGAAGUAUGAUCUGACACACUAUGAAGUUCUCAAACUUCCUGAUCCUGACAAGCCGUUUGUUGUGACCAAAGACGCCAGCCAAUAUGGCAUAGGCGCAGUCCUUGCGCAACAGGAAGGGCCCAAGUUGAGACCAAUCGAGUACAUGAGCAAGAAGAUGCCAUCUCAGAAGUUGGCCAAGUCCACUUAUGAGAGAGAGCUCUGCGCCCUGUAUAGAGCGCUAGUUCAUUGGAGACACUACCUCCUAGGAAGAUUCUUCUAUGUGAGGUCGGACCAUGAGACUUUGCGCUGGAUCAAGACACAACAAGUCUUGUCGGACGCACUCAAGAGAUGGAUUCAAGUGAUCGACAUGUAUGACUAUCAACUUGAUCCUAUCAAGGGUACGUACGACAAAGUGGCUGAUGCGCUACCAAGAAGGGCAGAUUAUCUGGGCGCGCUAGUAACUGAGUUUGGCAUAUCUAAUGACCUCACUCGAUCGUUGGUGGAAGCCUAUCAGGGAGACCCAGUCAUGUCAGAGAUCAUUCGUAGUUUCAAGGCAAAGGAUAAAAAGACUUUGGACGAAUUUACGAUGGUAGACGGCUUGCUGUUCCUUGAUAAGCUCGCUUUCAUCGAGGCUGCGGAACAACGCCAGCUGGCAGCCGCGGCUGCCCAGCUACAGGCUGAAGAAGCGGCAACAGCAGAGAAGCUGCGGCUCCAGGCCGAAGCAGACGCAGAUGCCCAGGCUCGCCGCAAGGAAGCCCAGGAUCUGCUGCAGCGGCAUGAAGCCAACAGCAUCAACAGACUCAAGUUCUGGCACUUUGAACCGAACGGCGACGAGGCAACAUUGGAAGAGCAGCAUAAGGAGUUCCUCUCCAAACUCGUGACACGGUUGUUGUGUGCUUGCAACUACCAACGGUCCGAGUUAGAGAGACAGACCCAGGAACUGCAGCAACAGUACCAGGAUCUGAAGACACAGCACCAGGAGUUGGCGAACCUCCGCCGGAUGGUGCAGGGCCACGAGGAUGCAACACGGGCACUCAAUUCCCAGCCGGCCACCAUCAGCCAGCGGUUCGAGUUGCUGGACACCAAGAUCAGUCAGCAACAGCAGACUGACCACAGCCACAACAACAGCUCGACGAGGCCAUACAAGAUGCCGACGUUCCGGAUCGAGAAAUUUGAUGACUACACACAUCAAGACCCGGUCGUCUGGUGGCAAGGAUUUACAACGGAGUUGGGGAUUCACGAGGUCCCUGACCAUCUGUUCAUCAGUGCUCUCUUCAUCAACACCAAGGGAGGAUGUCAGAUCUGGCUCAGCCACAUGGCAACCAUCCACGGCGUCCAGGUUUCAGACCUGUACAAGAAGGUCUCCUGGGAGGAUAUGACAAAGGAAUGGAAGAAGCGGUUCAUCGUCGACGACGCCCCUGCACUUGCCAUCAACCGCAUCUUCAUGAUGGCUCAAGGGAGCACACCGACAUGUGACUGGCUCACGGAUUGGCAGAAGAUCGUGGCCACGCCCGAUUUGGACUUGCCAUUUCCGCAUCUGCGCCGUGAGUUCUACAACAGGUCAUGCGCCGCUCUCAGCCUCGCACUUGGUGAUCGCGAGCAGUACAACACUUUCGCAGAGAUCAUCAACAAGGCGAGAGAGAUCAUCAAGACCAACAGGGCAGCUGCACACGAGAAGUCAACGUGGCAGCCAACCUAUGUGGAGAAGGUAAGAACUGGUCCGCAACAGCAGCAAUUCGCUGCAGUCCAAUCGGACAGUGGAGAAGACCCAACAGCCACUCCAGCAUCACGUGAGGGGGAUCACGUGGCUGCCAUCCAGCCGCGAAGCAACAACAAACCCCGAGUGAACGGGAAGGCGAAAUCAGCAUCGCCGGCCGGAAAUGGACAGCCAGCACCACCAUGGGUCAAGUUCGGCUUGACCGAGCCCAAGUACAAGUACCGCGGCCGUUACGGCUGCUGCUACUGGUGCAACAGCACCAAGCACAAGACCUCUCUUUGCCAGGAUCAGGCCAAGAAGGAUUUCUUCUCCAAGCUGGACCUCAAGUCGAGAUAUCACCAACUCGAGAUUCGGAAGGAGGAUCGCUACAAGACCGCGUUUAAGACGCGAUAUGGGCAUUUCGAAUGGCUGGUCAUGCCAUUUGGCCUUACGAAUGCCCCAGCCACUUUCCAAGCGGCUAUGACAACGGAGUUCCGACACAUGCUGGAUCUUUACGUACUUAUCUACCUCGACGACAUCCUGGUGUACAGCCGGAGUUUGGAGGAGCAUGUGGAACACCUGCGCACCGUUUUGGAGCGGUUACGACAAGCCAAGUACAAAGCCAACCGCGACAAGUGCGAAUUCGCGGGCUAUCUUCGGAUCACCCGCCGGCCAGCCACUAUCGCAUUGCCGACGGGUACUUGCUCCUCCACUCGAGAGGCAAGGACUUACUAUGUGUCCCACGCGACCGCCGUCUUCGGACUCGCCUCCUCCGCGAGUAUCAUGAUUCACGACUCGCCGGCCAUUUCGGAGUCAACCGCACUAUUGCACGGCUUCGACAGCGAUUCCGAUGGCCCGAUCUCAUUACCGAUGUCUCUCGGUAUUGCGACUCUUGCGAAGUUUGCCGACGCAGCAAGCCCCGCCCGCAAUCCCUACGGUGAGUUAUGCCCGAUGCCUAUCCCACGGGAACCCGCGCUCUCCAUUGCCAUGGACGUCCCCAGUCCAUUCCCUCGCGACCGGCUCGGGCACGACGGCAUCCUCACGGUUGUGGACCGAUUGAGUAAGUACGCGCGGUUUCUUCCUUGCAAGUACUACUCCACGGCUCCCGAGCUGGCACGCCUCCUGCACACCGGUUGGAUUUGUGGCCACGGUGUACCAGAAGACAUAGUCAGCGACCGCGACACUUGCUUCAUGUCGGCAUUUUGGACUGCUCUCAUGCAGGAGUCCGGCACGAAGAUGAAGCCAAAAUCGGCUCGGAAUCCACAGACAGACGGGCAGACGGAGCGGGCACAUCAAACCGCUCAAAUGAUGCUUCGUACGCUCAUCCGUCCGGACCAGAAAGAUUGGGUUGACCGCCUCCCCGACAUCGAGUUCGCCUACAACACUUCGGUGCAUCCGGCGAUCGGCGUGACUCCAUUCGAGUUGCACCACGGUGGACGGAAAGGCCGGAUCUUCGCCGACCUUCUCCUCCCUCGACCAGCCGGCAUUGACGCUGCCUGCUCUCCCGCUUCCGUCCGGAAGUACAGGGAAUUGCUGACUCAAGCCUGCGCGAACAUGCAAAAGGCUCAAGUCCGCAUGCAGCAGCAAGCCAAUAGGCGUCCCAUCUGCGCCGGUGAUCUGGUUUGGGUCUCUGCGGAAGAGCUUGCACUGGAACAGGAUGUUUCACGCAAACUACUUCCCAAGUGGUUUGGACCUUGGUCUGUGACAACAGCCGCGGGCGAUGAGCCCGAUGGCCCUUCAUUUGUGAUCAACAUUCCCGAGCAUCUGACGGUCCAUCCAGUCUUUCACGCCUCGAAGCUGGCAACAUAUACACCAGCUAAGAGCGACGACUUCCCGGGCCGACGAUCACAGGACCCUCCUAUGGAUGGUCAUCAGGAGGUUGACCGCAUCAUCUCGGAUCGCAAGUACGGCAACAAGCCGGGACAGUACAAAGUUACAUUCAGAGCAUGCGAUCCUGACGACACUCGGUGGAUUUCAGGAGCAGAUUUGAAAUCAUCCGCACCGCUGAUCUACGCUGACUACGAGCGUCAAAGGUUAGCCAAGGGACCCCCACGACCUGCCCCUCCCACCCGGACUGUGGUCCCUCCCUCAGACAGAGAGCUUCGCCCUCGCAGGUAAGCUCGGACUUUCAAGGAGGGGGGGGGUGUGGCAUACUGCGUAGCCACACGGGCCCUGCAGGCCCCGUCCCGCACUUUCAGCCUAAAAGCCUAAGACUU